AUGGAAUUCACCGGCAGAAGCUUCCACAGAAACCUGAGUUCCUCCUUGCAAGGUCCUGCACUCAGCAUGAGAGGUUCCAUGUAUGGGAAGGGAGGCAUGCAGCACUUUGGGGCGGCACCCAGCGUCUAUGGGGGGGCUGGAGGCCAGGGCAUCCGCAUCUCGACCUCCAGACCCAUGGUGGGCUAUGGGAGUGAUCUCACCAGAGGAGACGUGUUUGCUGGCAAUGAUAAGAUGACCAUGCAGAACCUAAACGACCGCCUAGCAAGCUACCUGGAGAAAGUACACUCCCUGGAGCAGUCCAACUCCAAACUCGAACUGCUGAUCAAGCAGUGGUAUGAAACAAACACACCCGGCAUCAGGGACGACAGUGCAUAUUACCAACAAAUAAAAGAGCUGCAAAACCAGAUUAAAAGUGUACAACUGCAAAAUUUUCACUGUGUCCUGAAAAUUGAUAAUGCCAAACUAGCUGCUGAGGACCUCAGGCUGAAGUAUGAGGCUGAGAGGGAGAUGCGCCUGACAGUGGAGAGUGAUAUCCAAGGCCUGAAUAAGGUCUCGGCUGAUCUAUCCCUAAGUAGAACAGACUUGGAGAUUCAAGUUAAAGAACUGACUAAAGACCUGGAUCUCCUCAAAAAAGAACAUCAGGAGGAAGUAGACAGCCUACGCAGACAUUUGGGCAAUACUGUAUGUGUAGAAGUGGAUGCUGCUCCAGGCCUGGAGCUUGGCACCAUCAUGAAUGAAUUGAGGCAGAAGUACGAAACAAUAGUCCAGGAGAACCUUCAGAAGGCCAAGGAACAGUUUGAGACACAGACUCAACUUCUGCGGCAACAAGUCACAGGGAGCACUCAAGAGAUAAAAGACAAUGAGGCUCAAGUAAAGGAGCUGAGACACACCUACCGGAACCUAGAGAUCGAACUCCAGUCCCACCUCAGUAUGAAAGAAUCUUUGGAGCGUACAUUAGAGGAGACCAGAGCUCGUUAUGGUAGCCAAUUGGCCACCAUCCAGGCACUGCUGAACUCCAUAGAAGUCCAAAUGACACAGAUUUGGAGUGAUACAGAACGCCAGAACAAGGAGUACAAUAUCCUCCUUGACAUAAAGACCCGGCUUGAGCAGGAAAUUGCUACUUACCGCCGCCUUCUGGAAGGAGAAGAUGUCACACAGACAAACACAACUAUAGAGCAUCUGCCGAGCACCCUGGAGGAGAAAGAUGUGAAGAGAAAAAGGAAGAUUAAGACGAUUGUGGAAGAAGUGGUGGACGGCAAGGUUGUGUCGUGUGAAACCAAAGAGAUGGAAGAAGAUGUGUAA
Messenger RNA from Panthera uncia (snow leopard), 1302 nucleotides. RefSeq names its product keratin 20 (gene KRT20). The coding region runs from base 1 to 1302 and encodes 433 amino acids. Gene Ontology annotation, molecular function: structural molecule activity. The record is from RefSeq and is a predicted model, not a curated record. Lineage: Eukaryota; Metazoa; Chordata; Mammalia; Carnivora; Felidae. The transcript is spliced from 8 exons.